UAUAUGGAGUUAUGUUUUGAAACUGCUGAUGAGAGUAUUGCAUUGACGCUACAGGUGAGCAACAGUGACAAUCAAAGUCCAGGAUACGUUAAACAGGAUGCACUAAGUAUUGAAUUGGCUGAGCAGCAAAUUCUGCUUCUUGCACGGCAACAAGCACAAAGGGAAGAAGAAUUGGGUCAGUCAGAGAGGCAUAUCUUGGCGCUUCAACAAGAAAUUGAAGAUCUUGAGCGUGAAAACCGUCUUCAUGAUCAACAGGAAGCAAUGUCGAAGGCCGAGCUUCGGAAUAUGGAGAGAUCACAAAAGCGAGAAGGAAUAGAUAUGACAUACCUAAAAAAUGUGAUCUUAAAGCUUCUUGAAACAGGUAUCCGGAACUUCUUAUUGCUUAUUUUGCUGUUGAUUGAGAGAUGA
Hordeum vulgare subsp. vulgare (domesticated barley) is the source of this 408-nucleotide messenger RNA. Its product is annotated as protein GRIP-like. The coding region runs from base 4 to 408 and encodes 134 amino acids. The transcript is spliced from 5 exons. NCBI's taxonomy places the organism in Eukaryota, Viridiplantae, Streptophyta, Magnoliopsida, Poales, Poaceae. The record is from RefSeq and is a predicted model, not a curated record.